GUAGAUGUAUACGUCUCCAUUAUGAUGCAAAAGCGAGAGGGAGAGUAUGGGAAACGUUCAUAGCCCGCCGUCCGGGUUUGGGUGGUCCAACUCUUCAAGAUGAGCUUGCAAGAGGACUAGAGGCAAUGGAAUGCGAACGCUGACGCUGGUGUCGUCUUUCGCAGGGACCUGAGCACGGACUGCACGAUGGCCAGCGCGCCUCGCGGGCGGUUACAGCAAGCCGGUUCGGCAGCGUCGAGGCCUGGCAGUAGCUCCAGCUCCAAAGCGCCGGGCAAGCACACGGCGUCGAGCUCACAACAGCAACAGCAGCGGCAUCAUCAUCAUCAGCACCAUCAACUGGUUGAAAAACGCGAUAGCCAGGGUGAACCUCCCACAUCCGCUCAACUCAACACCCGCGCACGACAAUACGACUUGGCGCAGUUCUGGUCAACACGUCCAUCAUCAUCGUCAGCAGCAGCCCCCACCGAUCCGCGGAACCCGGCCCCAGCCGCCUUACCCCACACAUUCACAUGCGAGCCUUACCUCCAGCGCGACGCCUCUUCCCGCCCCGAAAACCAACCCAACGACAUGACAAAGGGGACAGGACAACUCCUCACCAACACCAUGCUGACAUCACCGCUCGGCCUGCCCGCGGACAGGAGGGGGAUCCCGCCAUUAUCAACCGCGCCCUCGUUCUCGUCGUCGAGCUUGUAUAUGCUGGCGUCGACGGCGUCGUUGGAGUCUAUUGCGGGAACCGUGGACGACGUGGUCGACGAGGGGCAGCAGCAGCAUAACGAGUCGGACGCGGGUGAGGUGUUUGGGAAUGGGGGGCACCAUCACAACACGCAUCCCAACCCAUUCCAAACCACCUCCUCAUCCUCGCACCCCGUCGCACACGCCAGUCCAUGGUCAUCGUCUCACGCGCCCACCCACAAAAAACCACCACGCAAACCCCUCGGCGGCCCGUCCUCGCGCUCGCAACACGGCCCGAUCCUGAUGGGCUCGCUCGUCUCAUGCUGCCACGUGCUGCGCGACGAGAGCGGGAAAAAGGGCUUGUUUUUCGUGUUCCCGGACGUCGGCGUGAGGGCCGGGGGUGUGUUUCGGUUACGGUUUCGGUUGUUUGAUGUCGGGAGACGGGUUAUUGGGGGCACCAACCCGCCCACCGUCCCGACACCAGCCCCAGCCGCGUCCGACGCAUCGACCCCAGCCCGCGCAUCCAGACCCGUCUCGACCGCGUCGUCAUCGCAACGGCCCUCCACCGGCACGACGUCACAAGACCGAGCGAGCGUCGAGUCCGUAUCGCGGGUGGAAGAGAGGGAGGAAGGGGCUGGCGGCCGGCCCGCGCAGGCGACGGUGUUUACGGACGUGUUUACGGUGUUUACGCCAAAGGCUUUUCCGGGGAUGAUGGGCUCGACACCCCUCUCGAAAGCUCGCCGGUACCACCACCACCGCCGAUGGGGUUCGAAAAAGAAGCAUCGGAUUGAUAUAGAUUAAAAGUAAAAAUUACAGUGGCAGUUUACAGUACAAAUGUCCGGGCGGGGGGGGGGGGACCUGCCCCCCUUGACCCUUUUUGGUGGGGGGAUAUACAGUAUGUUUGCUGGUAUGCGUUGGGGGCGCGGGGGAGUAUAUACAGAGGGUUAGGGAGAAAUCGGCGCUGGGGGGUUCUGG
This is a messenger RNA of Fimicolochytrium jonesii, 1647 nucleotides long. RefSeq names its product velvet factor-domain-containing protein. NCBI's taxonomy places the organism in Eukaryota, Fungi, Chytridiomycota, Chytridiomycetes, Spizellomycetales, Powellomycetaceae. Bases 187 to 1473 code for a protein of 428 amino acids. The record is from RefSeq and is a predicted model, not a curated record. The transcript is spliced from 4 exons.